GGGCAUGUCAGUAAGCUGUCAAAGAGUGAUUCAGAAUAUCAGUAUUAUUUUGUUAUCAAUUUUCUAAAAUAAUUCCCCGCUCGCAGUGUUCGUCUACAAUGUACGAGACGAUAAGGUGUUUACGUUUGUAAUUGUGAAUUCAGUGGAAAACGCGUAAACGUUACAUUUGCACAAACAGUCUGCAAACAUGGGCUGGUACGUUUACACGUGUGUUUUUUUAUUUUCUUUAUUCAUCAACGAGUCAUCGCUUCGAUCCGUGGAAGAUGAAGACGAGAGCUUUCUUUCUGAACCGAAAUACACAAAUACUGAAGAUCUAGAGAAGUUGUUUAACGAAUUUGAGAAGACAUAUCCGGGAUUGGCGAAAUCGUAUUCUAUAGGUAAAUCGGUGGAAGACCGUCGGUUGUUAGUGUUACUCAUUACCGGAGAUGUCGGUACCGUCCACCCGGAGCGGCCGGCGUUCAAGUAUGUGGCCAACAUGCACGGAGACGAAACAGUUGGCCGAGAGUUGAUGGUGUAUUUGGCCCAAUAUUUGUUGCGGAAUUACGGAAAGAAUGAACGGGUGACGAAACUGGUGAACACCACGGAAAUACAUCUGAUGCCGUCGCUGAACCCUGACGGAUUUGAAGCUGCGAAGGAAGGUGCCUGCGAGUCACCAAACGACUACCUAGGCCGGAACAACGCCAAAGGCGUGGACUUGAACCGCGACUUCCCGGACCAGUUCGACAAGAAUCGAACCAACGACCCCGAAUACAUAUAUGGCAACCGCCAGCCGGAGACGGCCGCGCUGAUCCGAUGGGUGUUGGGCAAGCAGUUUGUGCUGUCUGGCAAUCUACACGGAGGCGCCAUUGUCGCGAGCUAUCCCUACGAUGAUUUGAAAUCGGGCAAGGAAUGCUGCGAGGAGAGUAAAACGCCUGAUGAUGCAUUAUUCAAGCACUUGGCGAAUGUGUACGCAUCGCACAACCCGGAUAUGCUCGCGGGGGACAAGUGCCCGCCGGAGAAAUUCGAAGGGGGGGUCACUAAUGGCGCCAUGUGGUACUCUGUGCAAGGCGGCAUGCAAGACUUCAACUACGUAAACUCGAACGCUUACGAGGUGACGUUCGAGUUGUCAUGCUGUAAGUACCCGCGCGCAUCGCAACUGGAACAGUACUGGCGUGCCAACAAGGAGUCGUUACUGGCGUUCAUGGAACAAAGCCACAUCGGCAUCAAAGGCUUGGUUGUGGAUGAAAAUGGAGUACCGGUGAAGCACGCCGAGAUCUCAGUGCGCGGCAUUAACCACUCGGUGCGCACCACAGACCACGGGUACUUCUUCAGGCUUCUGAUGCCCGGAGAGUACAACGUCACUGUGUUUGCUGCUGGCUACGCGUCCCCACGCCCGGUGACAGUGACGGUCCCGGAGCGGCAGACGGCGCCGGAGUGGGUGAACCUGACGGUGACGCGGCGCUCGGACGAGGGUGACAGGAGUCCCCGUCACGCCGUCAACGGUAUUUCAGCAGAAGACUUCGUCCACCACGACUACGCUAAGAUGGAGGCGUUCCUGAAAAACUUGAACAAGGCUUAUCCCAACAUCACGAAGUUGAGUAGCAUCGGGAAGUCUGUCGAGGGGAGAGAGCUGUACGUGUUGGAGCUGACACGGGAUCCUGGAGUGCAUGUGCCUGGCAAGCCAGAGUUCAAAUACGUGGCCAACAUGCACGGUAACGAAGUAGUGGGGCGGGAGAUGCUGCUGCUCUUGGCCAAAUAUUUGUGCCAACAAUACACGAGCGGCGACGAGAGGAUACAACGGAUGCUAAACAACACCAGCAUACAUCUGAUGCCGAGCAUGAAUCCUGACGGGUAUGAGAUUGCGCGUGAGGGUGACUACAGCAGCUCCCACGGCAGGGCGAACGCGCACAGAGUUGACUUGAACAGAAACUUCCCGGAUCAAUUCGGGACGACUAAUGAAAACAGAGUACAGGAACCGGAAACAGCUGCGGUUAUGAACUGGUCGCUGUCUAUCCCAUUCGUGCUGUCCGCUAACUUGCACGGCGGCGCUCUGGUCGCCAACUACCCGUACGACGCGAACCCCUCCAUGAAGACAGGAGAAGAGUACCUCACGCCCGACAACCCUGUGUUCGUACACCUGGCUCAUGUGUAUUCUGAUGCUCAUCAAAAAAUGCACUUAGGAAAGCCGUGUAAACAUACGAAUGAUCCCAAGUUCCCCGAGGGAAUUACAAAUGGCGCCAGAUGGUAUGUACUGACCGGCGGCAUGCAAGACUGGAACUACCUCUACACGAGCGACAUGGAGCUCACUCUCGAGCUGGGCUGCUUCAAGUUCCCUCCAGCUACUGACCUGCCCAGCUACUGGCAGGACAAUCGGGAGGCACUGCUCCAGUACAUUGAACAAGUACACAGGGGCGUGCACGGGUUCGUGCACAGCCACAUCGGGCACGCGCUGUCCGACGCGCGCAUCCUGGUGUCGGGCGUGCAGCACGCCGUGCGCACCGCCACAGAUGGCGACUACUGGCGGCUGUUACUGCCUGGCACUUACAACGUCACCGCAUUUAAGAACGGAUAUGAAAGCGUGACAGAAGAGGUGACGGUGCCCGAGAACGGCUCCGUGAGCGUCAACUUCACUCUGAUGGCGGCCGAUCCGCAGCACUGGUCGUCUGCCUACGACUUCCGGGUUUUGGAGAACAUAAUGAACACUCGCUACCACACGCCGCUGGAGAUGUACGCGCAGCUCUCCGACAUGGAGAACAAGUAUCCAGACAUAGCCGAGUUCCGAGCUGGCGACAGCCUUCUCACGUCCAAGUUCCAUCAGCUGAAGAUGACUGAUCAGGUCGGCUCCCCAGAAGAGACGAAAUUCCACAUAGCCAUAAUAAGCUCUUUCUACGCGUCACAACCUGUAGGACAAGAGAUACUGCUCAACUUUGCCCGGCACAUCGCCACUGCAUACACGAUAGGCGAACCCAUCCACAAGAGACUACUCCAAAACACAGUUCUACACUUCAUACCAAAUUUGGACAUCCUGUAUACAAAAACAUUAAAAGAUUUCAACGGCACAGAUAAAUGUUCCACCGAGCCGUUAGAAGAAGAAUUCGGUGACAGUCUAUACAAUUACAUAAGCAAUAAGGACUUAAAUCCUUUGUCGAAUUAUACGAGAGAGAGGGCGUUUGUGGAGUUACUUAAGGCGGAGAAAUAUGACAUGGUGUUGGAAUUAGCGUCGGGUACUGAGGAUGUAUCAUAUCCAGAGCUGACGAGGAAUAUUUAUGAGAAAUUCGCACGGAAAUACCAGGAUAACAGAACUCCUAGUGAUAAAUAUCAGUGUCUGCCAGCGAAUGUCAACCCUAUACAUGGUGAUCUCAUAGAUGUGUUGUGCGAGAGACUGAACACUAUAGUGAUAUCGGUUGGUCUGAGUUGCUGUAAGAUGCCCACUGAGGAUGAGAUCGGUUGGGUUUGGAGGAACAACCUUCGCGGCAUCAUGAAGUUUGUUGAACAGUUUAAUACAGGAGUGGUCGGGUUCGUGAAGAACGAGCAAGAGCAGCCGGUGCGUGAGGCGGUGCUGGCGGUGCGCGGCGUGCAGCGCCAGUACCGCGUGUCGCGCAACAUGGCGCACUUCCGCGUCGCGCUGCCGCCCGCCGAGUACCGCGUCAUCGUGCGCGCGCACAACUACCACGACGAGAUGCUGACGUGGCGCGUGGUGGACGGCGUGCUGAAGCGCAAGGACAUCGUGAUGAGGCGCGUCAACACCGACAGCGUCCGCGGCGGACAGUUCGAGGAGAUACACGUCGAAGACAACCCUAAUAUGAUUUAUAUUACCGGCCUGGCGCUAGACCACAACAGCGUUCCUCUUCCCAACACGAUGGUAUCAGUCCGUGAACAGGGCGUCAAGGCGACCAUAGCGACCAACUCCAGCGACCAGAACGGAAGGUUCCUGGUCGCGUUACCCGUCGCUUAUAAGGGCAAGGAGGUCCUCAUGUCGGCCUCCGUGGACGGGUACAUCACGAAGCAACGGAAUAUUGUUAUAAACAGCGUGGAGAAUCUGACACCCAACGUGUUGUUCAAGCUUGAGAGCGACGACUACGUGAUGGGCAUGCCGCGGCUUGUGUUCGUCAUGCUUGCAGGCGUGGUGGGCGUGGCGCUGGUGGUGAUGGCGGCGUGGUGCUUCAGCUGCCGCGAGCGAGGCCGCGACUCCCGCCGCGAGUACCUCUUCACGCAGGUACCCUCCGACGACAAACGCCCGCUCUGCGACGAUGCUAACUAUGAUAUUGUACGAAAACCCUACUACGACGAGGAAGAGUUGGCGCCAUCAGAAACAGAUUCAGAAGACGACGUGGUGCUUCUAAGGUCUGAUCGGGAUUGGAAGAAUGGUGAACGGGAAUAGAUCAUCACAUUCGGAGUAGCUUGUAUGCAGAGUAUUCAAUUUAGAAGACAUAAUAUGGUUGAUACCCAAUGAACAUUUCGGUGUAGAGUAAAUGAGAAGGCAGAUCUAAACAAUGGAAGGAUUUUGUAGUAUUGAUAUCCGAGAUGGAAUAUUUUAAGGCUUAUUUCCUCAAAACUUCCUUUCCUAGAUCCGCCUGUAUAGAUAUUAUUUAUAUGAAACUGAUAUUAAUUUGGUUCAAAUUCGAUGGAAGAACAUACUGUAUCUACUUAUUAAUAUUUAACGUUCACUAAAGCUAACUAUUUUAUCUGCAUUUCCAAUGGAAACUUAUAAAAUUACUAUAUAAAGCGUGUUGCAGAAAGAAGGAAUAAAAACUGAUAUAAAAAUACAUGGUUUAUAGCUUAUGGGUAAAGUAAAAAAAAUAAAUUUGAAUUAACUAUUAACAAUCAUCAAUUAAUAUUUAUAAAAUUUACUUAAUAUAUAACAAAAUAAGAUGUUAUUGUUGACGUCAGUAUACAUAUCUAGCUAGUGCUACCGAUUGUUUUUAAGUUGAUAUUAAUUAAAUAAUAUUAUUAGGUUUAGGCGUUAUUCACUUUCAGUGAUGAACAACCAAACACACUUUAUUAUGACAGUAAUUUUUGAUACCUCUAUUCUGCAACACCCUGUAUAUUGAAAAUAUAAUCUUUACAGUUAAAUAUACUACGAUAAAAUUAAUUAAAUAAUAUUAUAGCACAAACAAUUUUUACCAAUAUUUAAGUGAUUGAUAUUACAUUAUUAAAAAUAUUAAUUAUAGUUCAUAAUUUUGCAAAACGAGUGAGUCAUAAUAUUCAUAAUAAUAUUAAUAUAACAAUUGGUAUUUCAAAAUCUAUUCCGUCCAAAAUGUUCAAUUAAUAGGAAAUUUCUUGACAAUAAUACGAAAUAAUAAAAAUUCUUAAAAAAAAAAAUAUUUU
This is a messenger RNA of Manduca sexta (tobacco hornworm), 5307 nucleotides long. It is a transcript of the gene svr, whose product is annotated as carboxypeptidase D. Gene Ontology annotation, molecular function: zinc ion binding; metallocarboxypeptidase activity. The transcript is spliced from 22 exons. NCBI's taxonomy places the organism in Eukaryota, Metazoa, Arthropoda, Insecta, Lepidoptera, Sphingidae. The coding region runs from base 188 to 4360 and encodes 1390 amino acids. The record is from RefSeq and is a predicted model, not a curated record. Gene Ontology annotation, biological process: proteolysis.